Gongylonema pulchrum is the source of this 867-nucleotide messenger RNA. NCBI's taxonomy places the organism in Eukaryota, Metazoa, Nematoda, Chromadorea, Rhabditida, Gongylonematidae. The record is from the annotation of a GenBank genome assembly.
GUUACCAUGGAAUUUGUGGAGACUGUGCUGAAACGCAAAUUGAGUCUCAGCGAUCGGUUGGAAUUCCUUAAUCUAUGGUAUUUGAUGAUUGUGACUAAUGAUAUUUUCAUAAUAUUGGGCACAUUAUGCAAAAUUACCAUUGAAUUUAGGGAUUUUGAUAAUGAUUUAUUUACAACUUCUGGUGUACUGCUUGGCACUGGCGCUCUUCUGGUAUACGGUGGCGUUCUGCGUUAUUUCGGCUUCUUUUCAAAAUAUAAUAUUUUUAACUUUUUUUUCAGUUUUAUAGUUUUUUUUGGAGUCUUUUGCCCAAUUCAUUUUUUCCUCUUUCAGAUAUUAAUUUUGACGCUGAAGAAAUCACUCCCAAAUAUUCUUCGUUUUAUGUCCUGCACGGCAGUACUGUACGCUGGUUUUCUGAUUGCUGGUUGGAUAUUAAUUUUGACGCUGAAGAAAUCUCUCCCAAAUAUUCUUCGUUUUAUGUCCUGCACAGCAGUACUGUACGCUGGAUUUCUGAUUGCUGGUUGGUUUCGUACGUUGGGACAAUCAUCAGAAGCGUUGUUUUCGCUAUUGAAUGGUGAUGAUAUGUUUGCGACAUUCUUUACAAUUAAUGAAACGAAUACAAUCGUUCGAAUAUUUGGCACAAUCUAUAUCUAUCUGUUUGUUUCACUGUUCAUUUAUGUUGUCCUCUCACUAUUCAUUGCGAUUAUUAUGGAUGCUUAUGAAGUAAUCCGGGAUCGUUAUCGAAGUCAAGAAAUUGAGGAGCCAUCGUUAUUGCAAUUUUUGGCCGCUGGUCAACAUCCGGACCCAACGAAUGAUGCGGAAGCAAGAUUUCAAUAUUCUUCAAAAAAUUUGCUCAGACUAGGAAAGUAA